Oncorhynchus mykiss (rainbow trout) is the source of this 3710-nucleotide messenger RNA. RefSeq names its product erythropoietin receptor (gene epor). The record is from RefSeq and is a predicted model, not a curated record. Gene Ontology annotation, cellular component: membrane; external side of plasma membrane. Gene Ontology annotation, molecular function: cytokine receptor activity; protein binding. Gene Ontology annotation, biological process: cytokine-mediated signaling pathway. NCBI's taxonomy places the organism in Eukaryota, Metazoa, Chordata, Actinopteri, Salmoniformes, Salmonidae.
GGGUUUGAGUAAAAAGUAAACAGCUUGGCUUGUCACUUGCUCACCUUAUCUCCUAUGAUGCACACACAACUGUGUUGCACUAUCCAUAGUAUCUCGGAGACAGACUGUCACGAAGCGAGAUGGAGAAAACAGACGUUUGGAGCUGGUCGCCUACCAGUUAUGCAGUACAACAGAACGCGUAGGCCGCUUUGUUCUCAGAGGAGACAAAAAGAUGACAAAUGAUAACCUGAAUAAGCUGUUGGUAUUUUGUGUAUUGUUUUGCGCUCAGAAAACGUCCAUCGUGCAUGGUGCACAAGCUUUGGAAACUAAAGUGGCUCUGCUGCUCCACGCUGAGCCAGAGAAUCCAAAGUGCUUUGCUGAAGGGAUGUCAGACCUCACCUGCUUCUGGGAGGAGGAUGAGGAAAGGACUGGCUCUGCUGACCAAUACUCAUUCAUAUACACAUACCAGAAUGAGAACAGCAGUGAGUGUUCCAUAACUGCCCUACCAGCAGCAGGCGGCAAGAGGCUGUAUUUUUGCAGGUUGUCCCAGACUCAAUUAUUUGUGCCCCUUGACAUCCGGGUGUUUCGGGACGACCUGCUGAUCCACAACCGCAGUCUCUUCAUUGAACUUGUCUUCCUGUUAGACCCGCCUGCCAAUCUGACAUUGACGAGUACAGGGACGCAGGGGCAGCUGAAGGCCAGCUGGCUGCCUCCCUCUCUCAAGUACAUGGGUGACAGCAUGAUGUACGAGGUCAGCUACGCCAUGGCAGGGAGCCACAUUGGAAAGGUGGAGGAGGUGCAAGCCAGCUCUGAGCUCAUCUUGCGUGGUCUGCAGUCAGGCACUAAGUACAAGGUGCGCAUUCGUGUCAAACUGGACGGCAUCAGCUACAGCGGCUACUGGAGCGCCUGGACUGAUCCGGUACUGAUGGAAACAAUGCCUGGUGACUUGGACCCUCUCAUCGUGUCCUUGAGUCUCAUCAUCUCUCUCGUCCUCACCCUGCUGUCUCUCCUUGUGCUCAUGUCUCAUCGCAGGUUCCUGUUGAAGAAGAUCUGGCCAAUCAUUCCCACCCCUGAAAGCAAGUUCCAAGGCCUCUUUAAGGUUUAUGGCGGUGACUUCCAGGAGUGGUUGGGCCACAGCACUGGAGGCUUAUGGUUGAGGCCAGCCUACUUCUACUCUGAGGAAUUCCCUGCGCCACUAGAGGUGCUCUCAGAGGUUAGCCUUGGUCCCGCCUUACCCAGCUCCGCUUUGCCACCCAAGGCCUCAGAGGCACUUGGUGAGGAGGAUGAAGACGAGAAGCUAAAGAGGGUGGAUUCUGCAUUGGAGGGGUGGAGAGAAACCCCCCAGGAGCACUGGCCGAUGGACCAGCUCCGGGCUAUUCAUCAGCACCCUGCACCCUGGACCCAGUCUUCUCUACUGGAGUCCCAUGAUGCCUAUGUCACCCUCAAUGCUCAGAACCACAGUGGGGAGGAGCUUCUGGACGACAUAUUGGAAGAAACCUUGCCCCUGCAGGUUCUCUUUGCCUCUGGAAGGACAUCCUCUGAAUCUCGAUCAGACUUGGGCUCCUUCCAACAGAGCUCAGGAUUGGGCCGCCUCUCGUCCCAGUCCAGUUUUGAGUACCCAAACCACACCUGGCCGCCCAAGGGCCCCGGGUACACCUACAUGGCAGUGGCCGACUCAGGCGUCUCCAUGGAUUACAGUCCGAUGAGCUCGAGUAAGAUCGAUGACAUUGGGAAGGGAGUUAUCUAUACCAAUGAGUACAAGAACGAGAUCCCUGCACACAGAAGACCCAUAGGUACGCCCAUCCCCUUUGCAUUCUGAAUCAAGGCUAAGCUAUGUAACAGGCUAUGAACUGAGGCUUAAAGGUCCAUUGAAGCUGAAAAACUGUUGGGAUGUUUGGCCAAGGCUUCUACAUGGACUCCAUCUUCUUGUCAGUGGAAUGUAAAAAGCCAGGGUGUAGGCUACUCUCAUAACUAUGAGAUAACAGACAAAGCAACAUUUAAGCUCAAAGGCUUUGGUGAGGAAAAGUCAAAGGUAUCCCUGAUAAGGAUUUCAUAAUCCUUUGGAUGUCACAAGCUCAUUCUCACAAUAUCCCUUCAAUCGGAAGGCAGCUGUUUGAGAAAUACAUGACCAACUGAAACACUCUAAAGUUGAUAUUAUACAACACAUGUAAUGUGUAUAUUCUAAGAUCAUUGGAUCUUGUAGGUCAAUUUAUAAGGUUAUUUUCUAUAUUUUUAUUGGAAUAACUAGAUAAUGUUGACACUUAUAUUGUGUUUGUCUAUUGUGUAUUGUACAAGAGUAUCACUAAGAUGUAACCAUGGUCUUAACAUGAAGCUCCUGCGAGAAUGAAGAGGUACUGUAGGAUGUGCAGGAAUGUGUUUAGGCAAUGUGUCACAUUUCAGUAUGAUGCUAUUGUACACCUCUUGCUUGCAAUGCAUAGAUCAACAAAGGUUGUAAAAGUCAUGAUGGUUCCAGUGUAUGAAUGUUUGUAUAUUUGUAUAUCUAAUUGUCACCUCAUUGAAUCUUACAUAUUAUCAUACAUUUUGAGAGGCCAUAAUUGUUGAAACUGUAAAUAAUUCAAAUGACAUUUUUUGGGGUUUAAAUAAACACCCGUUUGUUGAAAAUGUAGGUAAUUCCUCCCACCCAACAAACAAAAAUUGUGAUUUGGCUAAAUGUACGAGUAGAUUGAAAAAACGUUGUCACAUUUUAAGUUGUUCCAUUGGUGAAAAAGAGUUGUUUACAUCGACACAUGUGGAUAUGACAAUUCAAUGUGGUAGGGCAAGCAUACUCAACUCUGACCCUACGAGGUCCGGAGCCUGCUGGUUCUCUGUUCUACCUGAUAAUUAAUUACACACACCUGGAGUGAACUGGCUUUGAGGUCCAGAAUUGAGAUUGAGGGUGGUAGAGUAUCGCAAUAUUUUUUUCAUGGCAAAAUGGAAACACAAAGCAGAUGAAACUCUUCGGUCCUUUAAAAACCUGCUGUAUGUAAAAAUAAUAUUGUGCGCAAUAGCUUGGGAAAUAAAUAAAUGUGACUCUGGAUGACAGCAAGAUGAUUUGCUUUCAACAUUAGGGCUGUUUUCCUAAAGAAGUUAAAUCUGUUUCAUGUUUUGUUUCUUUGCCAAGAUAGUGGUAUUGUCCCGUUCCUUAGAAUGUGGACAGUAGUUGAGUAGCCUGGGCAUUGGGGAAAAGGGCAUUGGACGUUAUAACAAGUGAAGUUCACAACUUUCCUUAUAUGACUGACCUAGAUCUUACCAUAAUGAGAUGAGGUUCUGAUCUGUCCAGAGAAGAUAAGGAACACAAUCCCCUCACAGAACACAGUUAUAGAACAUAGGCUAGUAAAUAAGGGAAAAUCUUUUAAAAACAACCAAAGUGAACAUUUGUUUAGAAAAGGCUCCAAUCAAACAUGUUUAUUUUGUGUUUACUAACAUUUAGAAUAUUAACUAGUUCCUAAUUUGUCUAUCUUUAAACCCUUUAGUUUUCAGUUAUUUUCAGUGUUCAUUUCUAAACAAACUGGUGAAUGUUUCCUGACUUUUUCAUUACAUGUUAUGAUAAUACUGUGAUGAUUACCUAUACGGAACUUCUGACAAUCAUUUCUGUAACUCAGUAUCUCUUUAUGGUCAACAAAAAUGUCAAUAUGCCUGAAAUAUAACAAAUGUUAAUCAAUUCUGAUGCGCUUCCAAUAUGAUUUAAAAAUGUAUGGCAUUAAAGCAAAUCAAAUGUUAUUGGUCACAUA